This is a messenger RNA of Larimichthys crocea (large yellow croaker), 2089 nucleotides long. It is a transcript of the gene mturn, whose product is annotated as maturin, neural progenitor differentiation regulator homolog (Xenopus). Gene Ontology annotation, biological process: regulation of signaling; positive regulation of megakaryocyte differentiation. Gene Ontology annotation, cellular component: cytoplasm. NCBI's taxonomy places the organism in Eukaryota, Metazoa, Chordata, Actinopteri, Sciaenidae. The record is from RefSeq and is a predicted model, not a curated record. The transcript is spliced from 4 exons. Bases 240 to 629 code for a protein of 129 amino acids.
CUAUACAGAGCCUCAGAUAUGGACGGCUGCCCGGCUCCACUGUUCGUCAUCGCGUUUUUUCCAGCGUCCUCCUGCGUAUGCAUGUAUGCGACCGACGGGCUGAUUUCAUAACGUGGGGAGGAAGAGAGGAAUGGGGCUUUGAGAGCGGAUGAGCACCAGACCCGCAUCAUCGCCGUGACGGCCAGAGAGAUCGAGAUCAAGCUCCGGAGCCAGGGACACCGCAGACCGGAUAACAGAGGAUGGAGUUUAAGCAUCUGGUGGAGGCGGCGGAGAAGUGGUGCUCCGGUAACCCGUUCGACCUCAUCUUCGCCGAGGAGGACGACGAGAGGCGGCUGGACUUUUACGCAGAUCCCGGCGUCUCCUUCUACGUGCUGUGUCCCGGCGGCACCGACAAUUUUCAUGUCUGGAGUGAAAGUGAGGACUGCCUUCCCUUCCUACAGCUGGCCCAGGACUAUAUCUCCUCCUGCGGGAAGAAGACUCUGCUGGAGGUGCUGGAGAAGGUCUUCACGUCCUUCAGGCCUCUGCUGGGUCUGCCAGACUUAGAAGACGACAGUUUCGAGCAUUACCACGCUGACAUGGAGGGGGAACCAGGGCCCGACCACCAGCAGAUGGGGGUCAGCCAGCAGUGAUAAGCCUAAAGACGAGGCCUGCUCUGAAGCUCUGGGGCUCAACUCAUCCGCCCAAAACAUUUAACAACACACACAUUUAUCCAAAUACACACACACACACACACACAGACACACACACACACACUUACAGUCAACUUGCUAAAAAUGCACCACCAUGUUCUUGAAUGUCUCAGUGGCUUUGCUUCCCAAAGAGUGCACUCAGUUGCACUGUGUUGACCCCCCGUCCCCGUCCCAACCAAAACAUACUGACACAGACACACACACACACACACACAUUGGGGCUACGUGAUCACUGGCCAUGUACAAUGCAAGUAUCAUAAUCAUUCACCAUCUGGUUAGUUAAAGUUCCACAGCACAGCAAUAUUACAUUGGCCUCAGCUGGCUUUGUUAUGCAGAAAUACAGUCAGAUGUUACCACAAAACACGCGUUUCCCCCGUCGGUUUGGAGAUGAAUGUGACAGAUAACCUACUUUCUCUGCCUGCCUGUUUACACAGAGGAUACGAGAGCUAGAUGAAAGAUACAUGGGCGAAAACUGACGGUUUGUGGCCCCGCGAGGCAGUUGGAGUGACGCAGAUAAAGAGCGGCGGGGAAGGAGGGGAAAAAAAAGUGGUAUCUUUUUCCACAUUGUGGAGGGUAAAGAAGGAAUGUGGAUGUGUUAUUGUGACGUAGAUUCAGGUGGGGGCAGCUCUCAAACUCUCCUGUUUUAAACACUUAAUAUAGUUGUGUAGGGUUUUCGAUCAAAAAGCAUUUCACACAUCGGCUCCUCAUGUGGAAAAUUUAAAAAAGUGUGCAGCUUCAACAGUAGCAUGGAUCAUUUCUUGAGGUGUGUCUCAUUAGUGUUUCCAAGGCAGUACACCUCAAAGAGUUUCGAGUCACUUUAUGAGGGUGUUUUUAAUCAAUGUUACUAUCAUAUGACCAUAACAACAAAGGCCCACGCUGCAGCUUCAGCCCUUCCUGGUUUGGUUGUCUCAUUGUCACAUGACACCCUAGUUCUGUCCUGUAGUCUUCCUUCCUGUUUGCUGGUGGUUCGCCCCCAAUCUGAUGAGACACCUUCCCCAGAACUAGCCUCUUUUUUUUUGCGUGCGUUGUUUUUAUGAAUUCACCGGCUUCUUUCCAGGUUUUUCUCAUAACCAUACAUUUUUUAUUUCAAGUGCACACCCAAAUCCCUGAGUGAUUAUCACAGCAGGGGAAGAGAAGAUAUUUGUUGACAUCCACCCCUCUGCCUAACCCUGUUUUCUCUAUUCUCCCAGUGUGUGUAUGUCACAUCCAGUGCACUGCAAUGCUUCAGGCCCAGCCGAUCCACAUGCAGGACUGUUUCAGAGGUUCAUCUUUAGCCCGUUUACUUUAGCUUGUAAAUGUUUGUCUUUUUAUUGCCUAUUUGAAUGUUUGUCAUGCAGUGUAUCUUCUGUUUGUCCUCCGAUGUGUGUGAAAUUGUUCAAUAAACCGUGUGAACAGAGCGA